AUUAGUAUAACUAACUACUGCAUUCAUUAUAGCACAACACACUAAUUAAAUUGAAUCUAUCAAUGGAAGCUGUGAAAUGCUUCUUCUCAUCCUCUCCCAAGAAGCAAGCCUCCUCCAUGAAGCCCAAAUCGAAGUGGGGCUCUAUGUCUCGAGAGGAGGAGGAGAUGAGGGAGGUGUUCCGCCGCUUCGACAGCGAUGGCGACGGGAAGAUCUCAGCGGCGGAGCUGCGGUCGCGUAUGGAGUCGGUGGGGGAGUACAUGUCGAGUGAGGAGGCGGAGGGGAACAUCUGCCAUCUGGAUUCGGACAAUGACAAGAUGCUUGACAUGGAGGAUUUCCUGCGGAUGAUGGGAGGGGGGCAGGAGGAGGAGGAUUUGAGGGCGGCAUUUGGGGUGUAUGAAUGGGAGGGGACGGGUCGGAUCACGGCGCGGAGCCUGCAGCGGGUGCUGGGCCAGUUGGGGGAUCCGAGAUCGUAUGAUGAGUGCGUGGCGAUGAUUGGGGUGUUUGAUUCGGAAGGGGAGGGUGGAAUCGGGUUUCAUCACUUCCAACAAAUGAUGACUCCUGCGCCUGCUUCCUAAUUACUCAGAUUUGAGUGUGGUGUGUCUUCCUAUAAAAGGAACCAAAUAAUGAUGUUUUAAAUGAGGAUCCGUAUAAACUAUAAAUUGUAAAUCUCUUCUUAUAAUUUAAUGAUCGGAAUUAAUUUUCAUGUGUA
Messenger RNA from Salvia hispanica, 709 nucleotides. Its product is annotated as putative calcium-binding protein CML19. Gene Ontology annotation, molecular function: calcium ion binding. NCBI's taxonomy places the organism in Eukaryota, Viridiplantae, Streptophyta, Magnoliopsida, Lamiales, Lamiaceae. The record is from RefSeq and is a predicted model, not a curated record.